Prunus armeniaca (apricot) is the source of this 1305-nucleotide messenger RNA. The record is from the annotation of a GenBank genome assembly. Lineage: Eukaryota; Viridiplantae; Streptophyta; Magnoliopsida; Rosales; Rosaceae.
AUGGGCACUCCAGGGAAAUGGUUAAAGUCACUUAUCAGUCUCAAAAAGCCCCCCACAAGUGACCAGGAGAAGGUGGGGGACAAGAGCAAGAAGAAGUGGAAGCUUUGGAGGAGUUCAUCAGAAGGGUUUGGAUCAUCAUCGAAAGGUGGGAUGAAGAGGAGCCAAGUGGCAGCUGCAGAGCCGUUGAAUUCGCUCGACGAUGCAUUAGCUGCUGCCAUGGCUACUCUGGUCAGAACUCAACCUAAAAACUUCAUUGUCAUCAAGAAAGAGUGGGCUGCUAUUCGGAUCCAAGCCGUGUUUCGGGGAUUCUUGGCAAGGCAGGCUUUGAGGGCCUUGAGAGCAGUGGUAAGGCUUCAAGCUAUAUUUCGUGGUCGACAGGUUAGGAAGCAAGCCGCUGUUACAUUGAGGUGCAUGCAGGCACUUGCUCGAGUUCAGGCUCGAGCUCGAGCACAAAGGACCUCUCCAGAAGGGCAAGAAUCUGUGCAAAACUCAUUAGAUGAACAUUGCUACCAAGCUGAUCCCAUUAAGCAGGCUGAGCAAGGAUGGUGUGAUAGUCCAGGAACAGUGAGUGAAGUUAGAGCAAAGCUGGAAAUGAGGCAAAGAGCAAACAUCAAGAGGGAGAGAGCAAUUGCAUACUCCUUCUCUCAACAGAGAUCAAGAUCAAAUGCCAGUCCAUAUUGUAGGACAAGCAAGACAGCAAAGGCUGUUAGGCAUCAGAAGGUGGACGAUAACAAUUCGGGAUGGAGCUGGUUAGAAAAAUGGAUGGCAGCCAAGCCAUGGGAAAAUAGGCUGAUGGAAGAGAUUCAAAGUGUGCCUUCAGCAGUCACUCCUUGUUCCAGGAAAAGUGGAGAUGGCAUUGUUGGCUUUUAUCCAUAUUCUUCAGAACAGAACUCAGUGAAAGUGAGAAGGAACAAUGUCUCAACCAGGGUUUCUGCUAGACCUCCUACAGCAAGUCCAAUAACUCGCUCGUCUUCUGCUCCAAGUUCUGAUUUUCUGCAGGAUGAGAGCUCGGCAUCAACUUCGUGUACUACUGCAUCUCCAACUCUGGUGUUUAGUAACAAUCUAAAGGUGGAAAAUGGAGACGAAACUAAUGUAUGCAAACCCAGUUACAUGAGUCUCACAAAAUCAACUAAGGCCAAGCAGAGAACUUCCAAUUGUUUUGAUAUGCAGAGGUUUUCCAUGGAGGAGUAUCAUUACCAUAACAAGUCAAUGGGGCUUUCUAAUGGGGAUACAAGGAGCAACUGCGGUUCUGAUCUAUAUCCUCCAAUAUCUGUGGGCAGAGUUCAACGAGGAAGAUAUCAAUGA